This is a messenger RNA of Pestalotiopsis fici W106-1, 2100 nucleotides long. RefSeq lists its product as uncharacterized. Bases 1 to 2100 code for a protein of 699 amino acids. The transcript has a single exon. The record is from RefSeq and is a predicted model, not a curated record. Lineage: Eukaryota; Fungi; Ascomycota; Sordariomycetes; Amphisphaeriales; Sporocadaceae.
AUGUCGAGAUCAGGAAGUUAUAGUUCGGGUUCACGCACACCAAGCUACUCUCGAGGCUCAUCGGCUCGAUAUCCGCCGGGUACGCCAGAUUUCGAUAGAUAUUCGCGUUCAUCUUACUCUCGAUCAGGCGCCGAGUCUCCAGACUAUGAUCAGUACUCGGCGUCGUCGUCUGUGUCAAAUGGGAGAUAUACCGCAUCAGAGUCCAUUAGGUCAUCAUAUAGCAGACGUUCAAGUAGAUAUGGGAAUGAGUCGCCCCUCCAUUCAUCGGUCAGAGGCGACGAGCGAUCCGAAUCCGGCUCUCUUCGUCAAAGCAGACGCUUGAGCGAGAAGAAUGGACCCUUGACGAGCAAGUCGGUCAGCUUUGACCCUGAUCAAGUUUCGCCGGCAAGCGAAGACGAGGAUUAUGAAGCAAUCUCACCUCGGUCUAAAGAAGUAUCAGUGUCACGUCGUGAGAGUGCAGCGAGCAAUGUCGCGUCUACGCUUGGGCGAGCAUCGAGUUCCGUCAUGGAAAAGGUCGAGCAAGUGCGGGACUUUUGGAAGAUGUUCUACAUUAAAUGGGGCACUCCCACUUUAGUAGUACUCAUACUCAUACCAGCCCUGUACUAUGGUCGCGAAACGGUAUUCGACAUGAUGGAUCUCGUUCGUGGCGCCAGGAGGCAGUUGAAUUCAAAACUUGACGACAUCAAGUAUGAUGCCGAAAUCCAAGCCGGGAUUCCUCAACCAUUCAACUUGACUGCUCAUCUUGAGCCAAUUUGGCAACAGUAUUCCGAUAUCCUGGAUAACAAGGACUACGAGACGUGGUUUUUUAAUGCACGGGAUGCCGAGGAUGCAAUUCUGGCCAUGUGGAAUGCUCUUCCUACAAGCAACAACAAGACAGUCGAUGAGAUACAGCAGGACAUAAAAAUGAAAGGAUUCAUCGACUAUCGCAUGGCGCUGCGAAAGAGAUCCGAGGUUAAUCUGGAAAACUUUCUUCUUUCCCGGAGCCGAGUAUUGGGAGAAAUGCUUCAACUGACCAACUCGUGGGGUCGGUAUGUGCACAAUACACUGAGUUUGAACAGCUCGAAUGCUGUAAUCUUGGAACCAAAAGAGAAAGAACGAUUCGCAGCAUAUGGAUUUACGGAGAACAGCACUACUGGAAACGAUCAGGUCGAAAACAAGACUGCUUACGUUUUGGAUCAUGCAGCAGAGCGUCUUCUCAACAACAUGAUUAAACUACAUGAUGGUCUCGUUAUUACUCGCGAGGCGCACUGGCCAAUGGAGAAGGCGAAUGCAGACUGGAGCGACACGCCGACGAAAAACUCGUCUGCAGAGGAAAUCGACGAGUGGAUGCUGAAGUCGUUUGCAUUACAUGACAUCAAGCACGCCCGUGAGCUCGAGGCCAGAUUCAUUGACAGUCUCGUCAAGCAGAGUCCAUACGCAGAAUUGUGGGACAAUGGGAGAAGUCACUCCACCAGUCUGCAGACACUCGAAGAAAAGUUGGCAUCAUUGCAAUUUCACUUGUACGAACUCAGGCAAAAGAUUGUGGCAGCCCUGGGUCAAUUGUCGAUUGAAUCUGUCAUCCAGAUACCCGACCAGGAGCCUAGGAUCAUUCCCUUACAUUUCUGGGCACAGAAUGUAGAUGAAAUACUGGCUACGUGUGGUAAAACUCUCCAAAAACCAAGCCAGUCCUUGACACGUGCAGAAAUUCAUUAUGGUACACUAAAGGCCAACAUGGCACAAUUUCGUGGACGACAACAGCUGAUACGUUGGCGGCGCGAGAACUGUGGUGACACGACAUGCUUUGAUCUUGCGCCUGGUGGUGCCUGGGGGCGGUUCGUUGGUGCUGCUCAGCAGGGCUUGAGUCUGAUGAGUCCAGGGCAGCCAAGGAAGCCAUUUGCUCGGCGGCCCCCGAAGAUGGUAGGGUUGGAGAGACAGGAUGGAGAAAAGACGGAAGCAGUCAAGGCUGGUCAAUACGAAAAGAGGUGCUGUGGAUGGUCUGGAGAAAACUUGUGGUUGGAUUAUCUGCGAUUCGGUGCAAAAGAGCUCGUAUACUUGGAUCCAUACAGAAUCGAUUCUCCUCGAGAACAGGUGGUGGAGACGGAGCAGGAUACUGAGAGCUGA